AUGUCUCUAAUGAUGGUCGCGGACAAACUGAAUGAAUUACUGCAACCGCCCUCUGCUACCGGUAUCAAGCUGCCGAGAGCACUCACAGAUGCCACAGCAUCAACCCGCACCGUGGAAGCAUUGCAUCAUUUCCACAAAGCCCCAGCCUUUGCAACCGAAAGCCAAACACCCGUUCGAAUCGUAAUGGGCAAAAUGGUCCAACUUGCCUUCGAAACCCCCUUCCUCAUGCACGCCAUAAUAGCAGCCGCAACAACCCACCUCUGCACCCUCCUCCCAGACAACAAAGACUACCGCCUAGCAGAAGCCUACCACUGGCAACAAACAAUCAACCAAUACUCGACCGAAGUCUCGAAAACCAUAACCCGCGCCAACAUGGACAAGCUCUACUCCACCUGCAUGAUAGUCAGCAUGCACUCCUUCCACCAAGAAACCUUCAGCCCGCGCACCUCCUUCGUCUUCACAACCGACCCAACCGCACUAACCUGGCUCCGACUCCAAGCCGGCAUGCGCUACCUCCUCGAGCGCACGGGCCACUGGCUCCCGCAGAGCAUGUGGUGGACUGUAUUCAUGGAGUCGCGGGAUGCAUCGCUGGACUUCGAGGAUAAGCGUCCCGGGCGUGUGGGUCUUGAUCCGGAUUUGGCGGAUCUUUGUGGGAUUGCGGAGGAUACGACUGUCGAGGGGAAUCCGUGUUUGUGGCCUUUGCGCAUGCUUAUGGGGUUGUUGCCGUUUGAGAGGAAUACGAAGAGUUUUAAGGUUUAUAAUACUUGGAUGGGGAGGCUGGAGAAUCCGUUCUAUGGGUGUUUGCUUAGGAAGGAGGCGCCGGCGCUUGUUUUGUUGGCUUGGUGGUUGGGGCUUAUGUGUUAUGUUGAGGAGUGGUGGGUUGAGAUGAGGGUUCGCUCGGAGUGUACGGCUAUCUGUAUGUUUUUGGAGGAUAGUUGUGAUCCGUUGGUUUUGAGGUUGUUGGAGUUUCCGGCGUCGUGUUGUGGGUAUUUACUUCGACAUGAGCAGGAACGGGCUGGGGUUCUUGAGUUGAAUUGA
Penicillium psychrosexuale is the source of this 1038-nucleotide messenger RNA. RefSeq lists its product as uncharacterized. The coding region runs from base 1 to 1038 and encodes 345 amino acids. Lineage: Eukaryota; Fungi; Ascomycota; Eurotiomycetes; Eurotiales; Aspergillaceae. Gene Ontology annotation, molecular function: DNA-binding transcription activator activity, RNA polymerase II-specific. The transcript has 2 exons. Gene Ontology annotation, biological process: regulation of transcription by RNA polymerase II. The record is from RefSeq and is a predicted model, not a curated record.